Molecule: messenger RNA, 4189 nt
Organism: Phascolarctos cinereus (koala)
Lineage: Eukaryota; Metazoa; Chordata; Mammalia; Diprotodontia; Phascolarctidae
Gene: MRGPRF
Product: MAS related GPR family member F
Biological process (GO): G protein-coupled receptor signaling pathway
Cellular component (GO): plasma membrane
Molecular function (GO): G protein-coupled receptor activity
Source: RefSeq, a predicted model, not a curated record
CCCUUCUUUCUCUCUCUUCCUCCCAUUUCCCCUCUCUGUUCCUUUCUCCCCCUCCCUCUCCUGCCUCUUCAAUGUCCGACUUUCUUUCACCUUUGAACUCCUCUCUUUCUUCACUUUUUCCUCUCCACUCCAGCUCCCUCUCUCGCUUUCUUGCAGUCCUUGUCUUUUCUCCUCCAUAUCAUAUCCCCUCCCUUUUCUUUUCCUCUCCCUCUUCUUAGAUGGGUGGAUGAGGGGAUUCUAGGUGGUUAUCCAUAGAAUAUAGUCAAUAGACAGGGAAGCUGAGGGUAGGAAUUCCUGCCAGUUUGGCGCUCAGCUCCCCGCCUUCAAGGCAAGGACAGACACCCCUUGGCCAGGGUCCCAUGUCUAGGGAGGGAGCUUGGAAGGGGGCUCUGGAAGGAGGUGGUGUCCCAGAGGUAGGGCUGGACAGUUCAGUGACGGGCUUCCCCCCCCCCCACUGCUGGGCACACAGGCAGUGAUUGGGCCCUUGUACAGCAGUCACAGAGACAGCCUCAGGUGAUUUCAAGAACCUCACUGGCUUCUGCUUACUCCCCCACCUUGGACCCAUGGGGGGGGAGGGGACUCCUGCUAAAAGUCAGCGAAGCACAAGCCACAGGGCCUCCCUUUGGGGUAGAUGUUACCCAAGCUUUCAGAAAGCUCCCAGGGUUCCAGGCUCCUGGGAAAGCUGGGGUGGACCUGGAACACUGGGUAGCAUGGAAGUGAGGCUGCCAGCUGUGUCCAGACCUCAGGCACCAGCUCCAGGAAGGUUAAAUAGUCCUCUUGCCUCAGGAGCCCCCACAUUAUUCCUUCCCCCAACUACCCCCUACUUUCUCCUUUAAUGGUUCGCCUUCUCUGCCUCCUUUCCUCUGGCCCCACUCCCCAUUCUUUCCUCUGCUUCCUCCAAUGCUUUCCCCCUCCUCCCUUCUUCCUCCUCCCAUGCUCACUCUCUCAGUACUACCCCUAACAUCCCCAGAAUGCUCCUCAUUCUGCCCCCCUUCUCCCAGCACUUUCUCCCCUCCUUCUCCUCCCAGUUCCAGCUCUCCCUGGGCAGCUCUCUGCUGGGGGAAAGGCUGAUUCAUCCACUGGGCCUGUGCUCUAUCCACUGAGUCACCUAGCUGCCCCUGGAGCUGAGCUUUGAAGGAGACUUGCGAUUCUAAGAGAUGCCAGUGAGGAUCGCGUGCAUUCCAGGCAUCCCUGGAGGACGGCUGGUCCAAAAGCAAGAGAUACAGCUGCUAUAAGGAAGAAACAGCAUGAAGUGUGCUCAGGACCCUGUCUGCUUCUGGAGGGAGGAACUGAGAGUAUAGGGCCUCAGGCAGCAGAAGACACACACCCUGUACUCUCCUCUCCAAGGACGGUUCCUUGCUAUCCCUUUCCUGAGGACCCCAAAGCAGCUUCCCCAACUGUUGUCAGAGUGUGGGAGAGUUACCUGCAGAGGUCAGCCUUGAAGGGUCUGCCCACCACCGGCCAACCGGCUUCCCAGAGAUGGCCUGGAAUUGCUCAUGGGAGAUCCAUGCCCAGAACAGGAAUAAGGUGUGCCCAGGGGCCAGUGAAGCCCCAGAACUCUACAGUCGAGGCUUCUUGACAAUGCAGCAGAUUGAGGCCUACCCACCGCCUGUCAUCAUGAGCUACAUUUUUCUGCUCAUCUGCCUGUGUGGGUUGGUGGGGAAUGGGGUCGUCCUCUGGUUUUUUGGCUUCUCCAUUAAAAGGAACCCCUUCUCCAUUUAUUUCCUCCACCUGGCCGUGGCCGACGUUGGCUACCUCUUCUGCAAGGCGGUGCUCUCCGUGCUGCAGGCAGGGGCCUUUCCCGGCACCUUUCCCACCUACAUCCGCUUUGUGUCAAGGAUCCUGGGCCUGGCCGCCUUCCUCACUAGCGUGAGCCUUCUGCCAGCUGUGAGCACUGAGCGCUGUCUCUCUGUCCUCUUCCCCACCUGGUACUGCUACCGGCGGCCCAAGCACAUGUCUGCCCUGGUGUGUGCCCUGCUCUGGGCUCUGGCCUUCCUGCUCACUACCAUCCACACCUACUUCUGUGUGUACAUUGCCCCCAGGCCCUCUUGGGGAGACUGCACCCACAUGGACAUAUUCCUGGGCAUCCUGCUCUUCCUCAUCCUUGCCCCCCUCAUGGUCCUGGCCUGCCUGGUCCUCCUGGUGAAGGUGGAGUGCAGGGCCAGCCGCCGCCAUCAGGCGUCCAAACUCAACAACGUCAUCCUGGCCAUGGUUUCUGUCUUCCUUGUCUCUUCCAUCUACUUGGGCAUCGACUGGUUCCUCUUCUGGAUCUUCGAGAUCCCGGCACCCUUUCCUGAGUACAUCACUGACGCAUUCAUCUGCGUGAACUGCAGCGCCAAGCCUGUCAUCUACUUCCUAGUGGGGAGGGACAAGAAGCAGAGAUUCUGGGAACCCCUGCGUGUGGUUUUCCAGAGGGCUCUCCGAGAUGGAGCUGAGCUGAAGGAGAGCGGGGACACCCCUAACACAGUGGCCAUGGAGAUGCAGCCAACCGUGGCCACUUCCUGAGAAGUCAGGGGCAGUCCCCAGGCAGGAGAGCCGUUCCUGGGCCCCGUGCGUGCUGCUCCGUGCCCCCAACACCACUGUCACACUGUGUUUGCACCCAUCCUCUCCUCCCUGUGGUUGGGAAUUCCCCUGUGGCUAGAGGCUCUGGGACCUGCAUUCAUUCAUUCAUUCAUUCUAGGAACAUGCAUGCAGCACCUAUGCAUACCAGCCACUGUGCUCCAAGCUGGGGUACAAAGACAGAACCAGCAUGGUGCCUGCCUUCAGGGAGCUUACACUCCACUGUUACAGGGACUAACCACAGGCAGCUCUCCAGAAGACCCAGGAGGCACCUUGGGUCUUCUUGUCUCAUCCAACUGGUGUCCGGCUCCUCGGAGGACUGAUCCAAGCUAUCCUCAGGUCUCACGUAAGCUCUCCCCUCCUUCCAAGCGGGGCCGGCCCUGGACAGCAUUGUGAAGUGGAGACUGUGUCUUCAGGCGGCUCUCAGCCUCAGCCACCCCAAGUGUGGCACUGCCUCCCUUCACCCCUCCCGGCUCUCGUCCCCAGAACCCUGGCUUUGGUCACCCUCCUGGUCCUUCCCUGCCACAGUCCCCCUAGAGAAGCAGCCUACAUUGAAGCGAGGCUCAUCUGAUCUCAUUUGCCCCAUGCCCUUUGGGGGACAGCAGCCGGCAAAAGGCAUUUUAACCUUAGCCUUCUGGAGGCGGUGGCCCCACCUUCCUGGUCUAGUCACUUGGUACCUAGAACAGUGGAAAUUUCCACAAAUGCUUGGCAGACAAGGACGAAAAACCUUUCUCUAUCCUUUAGCCACACUGUCCUCUGCUGUGUCCAGCAAGACUUAACUAGAGCUUCUGACCAGCCCUAGCCUAGCAGCUCAAGUGGUAAAUUGUCAUUGAUGAGAUGAAGGGAGCAAAUUGAGAACCAGCUAAUAGCUCAAUGGGUUGUUCUUCCCAAGUUCCUCCUACAUUCAUUUGUGUUUUAAAAGGGCGAAUCCCAGAGCUGGCCACGCCUUAACCCAAAGAAGGGAUUUUUCAGGAAAGGACAUUACUGGAGAAGAGAGGAUUCUGGGUGAAGGAGCCUUUCAGCCUCCAUCAUAUGACCCCCAGGGAGCUCUCCUACUGAGGAUCAUGGGAGAUCAAGGGCAUAAGGGACCUUAGGGGUCACUGAGUCCAACCCCCAAGGGCCUGCCACCAAGGGAGGCCUCUGUGAACCACCUCCGCCUGCUCCAGGAAACUGCCAACAGGGAAACGUUGGUCUAGACCUGUCCCAUUAGCCAGGCUGGUCUAGACCUGUCCCAUUAGCCAGCCAGGCCAGGACCCCCUAGCCCUGGGCAGGGCUGGGGACACACCACCCCACUUUCUACUCUUCCCAACAGGCCAAGCCAACCUUUCCAUUUAUGCCCGUUAGAGCCAUGAUCGGCUCACAGCCGAUAGGCUGUUUCUGAACGUUUCCAAGGAAGCUCUGUCGUAGGUGGCCCUUUCUCCUGGAGGCCAGAUUCCAACUCUCUGUGGUCAGAAAAGGCAGGUCUGGGAGUUCUCAACUCUUCCCAAUGCCCACUUGUUUUUGUUUUUGUUUUUGUUUUUGUUUUUUACAAAGUUUUAUUGAUUUUUUACAAUCUUGUCAAUUCCAAAAAAAUGUCCCACAUUCUUUUUUGUAAUAAAGUAUGGUUAAGCCAAACAAACCAACACAUUAA